GUUCAUAAUUUGUUUGGCAAUGCGGCAGUCAGCUUCUCUAUGGACUGCCAAAGGUAAAUUCCAAAUUGUAAGCUUGAAUCGAAUCGAGUGUUAUGUUUUCGCGUACCCCCAAGCCACGGGCCAUGUUCAAGCAGUGGUACAAGUGGAUACAGAAUCGUCCCUCAAAAAGAAUGGCUGUCACGCACUUGGAAUUGCCCGAUAAAUCCGAGGGCGACAAAAAACAAUAUCGCAUACUCAACCUAUCGAAUGGCGUCAAUGCCAUGCUCAUCUCCGAUCCCACCACGCCCGAAGGCAGCGCGUCGAGUCUGUCGGCAGCGAAAACACCGAGUAAACAGAGUUCCACAACAACGUUGGAGCAGUUCCAUGGCAAGUUGGCGGCAUGUGCUGUUCUCGUUAACGUUGGUUCCUUUAGUGAACCGUACGAGUAUCCGGGAAUGGCGCAUUUCCUGGAGCACAUGAUCUUCAUGGGUUCCACAAAGUAUCCCGAGGAGAAUGCCUUUGAUUCGUUUAUAGCCAAGUGCGGCGGGUUUAGUAAUGCACACACAGAGAACGAAGACACUUGCUUCUACUUCGAGGUGGAGGAACAGUAUCUGGACAAAACCAUGGACAUGUUUAUGAAUCUCAUGAAGUCGCCACUCAUGCGGCAGGAUUCCAUGACACGUGAACGUUCCGCCGUGCAAUCGGAGUUCGAGCAGGUUUAUCUGGUGGAUGAAGUGCGUCGCGAUCAGAUACUCGCCAGCAUGGCGGGCGAAGGUUAUCCGCAUCGCACGUUCAGUUGGGGUAACAUGAAGUCCCUCAAGGAGAUGGUCGAUGACGAUCAUCUGCACCAGACACUGCACGAAUUCCGGCGCAAGCAUUAUGGCUCCAAUCGCAUGAAAGUCUGCCUACAGGCGACGCUCUCGCUGGACGAGUUGGAGGAGCUGCUGGUUCGCCAUUGUUCCACCAUACCGCAGAGUGACGAGCCGCCGUUGGAUAUCUCGAAGUAUAACUACAGAGACGCCUUUCAGGAUAGGUUCUUCAAAGAGGUGCUGCUCGUGCAGCCCAUGGAGGAUGUGUGUAAGCUGGAGAUGACCUGGGUGUUGCCUCCGAUGCGUAACUACUACAAAUGCAAGCCGGACACGUUCAUUGCCCAUCUGCUGGGUUACGAAGGCGUUGGUAGUCUCUGCUCCUACUUGCGACGUCGCCUCUGGUGCAUGAGCAUCAUGUCCGGCGUUGGAGCCGGCAGUUUUGACACCAAUUCCAUCUAUUCGUUGUUCAACAUCUGUAUUCAUUUAACCGACGAGGGUUUCGCACAUUUGGACGAUGUGAUUGCCGCCACUUUCGCUUGGAUACGCCUCAUCAACGAGUGCAACACGCUGUAUGAACCCUACGGAGAAUUGCAACAAAUUGCGGCCAAUAAUUUUCGUUUUCAAAUCGAAAUUCCCUCCAUGGACAAUGUGCAAAGCAUUGUCGAUGGAAUGCGAUUUCUGCCACCCAAAGAUGCACUCACCGGUAGCCAGCUAUACUUUGACUACGAUGAGGCAGUGAUGCAGAUGGUCCGACAACAUCUAACGGAGUUCCGGUUUAACAUUAUGAUCUCAUCGCACAUACGCUACGAGCACCACGAUUACGAUCGUCGAGAACCCUGGUUUGGCACCUACUACACUAGCAUUGGCAUGCCCGACAAGUGGCAGGAAAUGUGGCACAAUCCUGUGCCACAUGCGGAACUUACGCUACCCCAACCGAAUCCUUUUGUGACAACAGACUUUACGUUGCAGUGGCUGCAUGCUGGCAAGCCGCAUCUUUCGAGGCGUCCCAAGCCGCUGAUUCGCAAUGAUAUUUGCGAGUUGUGGUUUCGCCAGGAUGACACGUUUCUGCUGCCCGAUGGCUAUGUUAACAUCUACAUGAUCACGCCCAUUAUGCGUCGCAGUGCGCGGGAUUAUGUGACGGGCGUGCUGUUCACCUACCUGGUGGAGUUCUACAUCGCGGAGGAGUUGUACCCGGCGUUGAUGGCGGGUCUGACAUAUGGAUUAGAUGCAGCCGAGAAGGGUUUGAUACUGCGUGUCAGCGGGUACAAUCAGAAACUGCCGCUGCUCAUCGACAUCAUAGUUAGGGUGAUGAAAAAUCUUGUUGUAGACGUAGCUCAAGUAAUGUCCUUCAGAGAGCUGAAAAAGCGACAGCUCUUCAAUGCGGUCAUCAAUAGUAAAUCACUCAAUCUCGAUUUGCGUCUCUCGGUGCUGGAGCAAAUGCGUUUUACCUUAAUGGAAAAGUAUGAGAUUGUCGACAACAUCACUGUGGAUGAUAUACUCAAGUUCAGGGAUAACUUUUAUAAACAAAUGUACGUUCAAGCGCUUAUACAGGGCAACUUUACGGAGCAGGAGGCAAGAGACAUUACACAAAAGAUACUGAACACUUAUGAGAACCAGAAGAUCGAUAAUCUAAUCGAUCAGCACAAUCGCAUCAUGCAACUGCCAAUGGGCGAGCAUUAUUUGCGGGUAAAGACGCUCAACGGGGAGGAUCCCAAUACAAUUAUUGUCAACUACUAUCAGAUUGGCCCAGCCACCAUCAAGAUGGAGGCCAUGCUAGAUCUCGUUGAUCUAAUUGUAGAGGAGCCUUUCUUCAAUCAACUUCGCACCAAGGAACAACUCUGCUAUAGUCUGGGCAUCUUUCAGCGCAUUGGCUACGGCAUUAUGGCUUAUAUGCUGAUCAUCAAUACGCAGGAGACGAAAUUCAAUGCUGAUUAUGUUGACAAGCGUCUGGAGGCUUUUCGAUUGAGAGUACCCAUCAUAAUCUCUGAGUUGAGUGACGAGGAGUUUGAGCAAAUGAAGGACGCGCUGCUCAAUAAUAAAAGGCUGGGAGAUCAUGGCCUCUUCGAUGAGAUGGUGCGCAAUUGGGGUGAGAUUGUUAGCAUGGAGUAUGUGUUCAAUCGGAAUGAGAUACAAAUUCAAAUACUACCGAGCAUCACCAAGCAGGAUAUUCUCGAGUUUCUUGCCUUCAACCAGGACACCAAUAUGCGCAAACUCUCGGUGCAGGUUGUCGGCUCAUCGAAGGUAUCACGUCGUUCGCUUACAGAUCUGCCCGAAGCCAUCUCCGAUGCGGUGAGCGCGCGUCACAGCUCAUCAACCGGACUGGCUAGAAGACCGGGAUCCUUGGCCAUCAUUUUGGAUGAGGUGCAGCGCAAUAUAUCCGAGGAGCAGCUGCUGUUCGAGCAGAUUGGUGACCGCAUCCAUUUGGAGUUUAUUGGCGAUACAGGUGAUGACAAGCACAUCAUGGACGUGGCGGCUUUCAAAAAGAAACUGUUUGUCUAUCCUCACAUUGUCGUCAAUCCCAAAUAUCACGGGUUAUAGUCAGCGUCGACGUUCAGUCUCUGGUAACUGUACAACAUUAUUAUUAUUUGUCGAGCUGCUGCUGCUGCUGGCAACGCAAGUAAACAAACUUCAGGAGGAUGGAAAAGCAACGUGAAACAUCGCUAAUGGUUGGCGCUGUUUGCUGUGGGGGAACUUUUCGCUUUGAACCGUAGGAAAUGGCAAUUGCUGGGCAACUGUUGCUGACACAUAUUGCGGCUGCUGUUACAUACAACCACAGUAACAGUAACAACAAUAAUAAUUCUAAAUUAUUGUGUAUAUGUAUGCAUAAAUAAGACAAAUACUGAGAGCAAAUGCGUAGGCUUGACUACUAAAUACUCUAAAAGUAAGCUAACUUAAGACGAACCAAAGAAUUGUUGUAAUUAAUUUUAGAUGGAUUUCCAAAAUCUUUGUACUUUCAUUCCUGAUGACUUUGAAGAGAAAACUAAAGUAGUGACUAGCCAAAAAAGUACUGUUAAUUAAAUGCAUUUCAUAUAAUUAUGUAUACAUCAAAUAAAUGUCUUUAGCACUCAGCAUAAAUGAAGAAACUAUUGC
Drosophila nasuta is the source of this 3878-nucleotide messenger RNA. Its product is annotated as nardilysin. The coding region runs from base 93 to 3326 and encodes 1077 amino acids. NCBI's taxonomy places the organism in Eukaryota, Metazoa, Arthropoda, Insecta, Diptera, Drosophilidae. The record is from RefSeq and is a predicted model, not a curated record. The transcript has 2 exons. Gene Ontology annotation, biological process: proteolysis. Gene Ontology annotation, molecular function: metalloendopeptidase activity; metal ion binding.